Messenger RNA from Closterium sp. Naga37s-1, 12096 nucleotides. The record is from the annotation of a GenBank genome assembly. Lineage: Eukaryota; Viridiplantae; Streptophyta; Zygnematophyceae; Desmidiales; Closteriaceae.
AUGCUUGGCGAAGUCGACCUUUCUGGUAACUCCGCUCUCCAGCGUUUCGCGGCUCUCGCGGCGGAAGAAGCGGACAGAGCGCGAGGCACGCCGCAUUCCUCCAUCGCCGCUGCCGCCGCCGCCGCCGCCGCUGUCACGAUCAUUUCAGAUGUGAGAUCGUUCCCGGUAAUCCCGGAAGAUACGGCGACUUCAGAAACCCAGUCACAGCAGCAUGAGGAGCACGGGUUAGGGAAAUUGCAGACGCGCAAUGAGGGAGCAGGAGCAUCAGGAGGAUCAUACCAGGAGCAAAAAGCUUUAGGUUUUGGUCCGUCAGGUCCCGCUAUUCCUCCUGCUGUUCCUCCUGUUCCUGGUUCUGCUGCUGCUUCUGCUGCUGCUGCGUCCUCUGCGUCAGUUCAUCCGUUACACGGCGUCGUGACUGUUCCGGACAUUCCGCUUCUUUUGCUGCGGCUGAUCGAUGCAGCGGCUCACGAGGGCCACCCGAAGGCGCUAACGAAACUUCGCCGAAUUGCAGCUGGGUUGGAUACUUUGGAGAGCUUUACAAAAGGGAGGCGCGGGGAGGGGAAGGCGGGGAACGCUGAAGAGAAGACAGAAGGGGAAGAGGCCAAAGGGGUGGAUACCCAAGGGGAUGAAACCAAAGGCGAAGGUGUCUCUGGGGAGAAGGAGGAAGAUGCAGAAGAGAAGAAUGAUGCUCCAGGUCACGGUGACGAAUCUGAUAAGGGCGAGGGAGCGAAGGAAGGCGAGGGAGGGACGGGGAGCGAGGCUCGCAAAGCAGGAGGUGAUGGGGAAGCCGCGGUGGCACAGACCGGGGAGGAGCUAGGAACGUUAGGGUCGUUAGGGAAGGAGGAAACGUCGAGGCUGAUUGUUGAGACUCUACUGGCGAUCAUGGGGGGUAGGCACGAGGAGGAGGAGAUAGGCCAGGCUGGGUCAGGCAAAGGGGAGGGCGGCGAAGGAAAGGGAAGCAGAAGCAGCGGCAAGAGUAGCGGCAGCAUGGGUGGCAGUAAGGGAGGCAGUGGAGGCCAGGGGUGGAUGAAGGGAGGAGGGCCUGUGAUCAUGCUCACUCCCGAAGGUGCUAGGCUCGGCGCGUGGCUGCUGCCGUGGCUGCCAUGCCACGAGCCUGCUGCUCACACUCCAGACGCUGAAACCGAACCUGCAGCUGAGAAGGCUGAGAAUGCAGAGACAGUUGAUAAUUCUGAGACUGCUGAGAAUGCUGAGAAUGCAGAGACAGCUGAUAAGCCUGAAACUGCUGAGAAUGCGCAAUCUCAGGCGAUCCAGUCAUCUUCAGAUAGCGGCGGCGAUCCUGCCACGUCAGCUGCUGAGUCACCCUCUUUCGAAUCCCCCGCUGCCGACCCCCCAUCGACUGACUCCUCAGAUACAUCUGCAGUCCCUUCCGCUAUAAGCACAAGCACCACUGCUAAACCUGCCACUCAACCCGCCCCAGAGCCACCAGCUAAACUCAAACCCGCUGCUCAGCCCCAGGUGUCUCCCAGGACGCGCAUGGCGUGGGGCAUAGCCCGCGUGCUGCUCUCCUGCACGCGCAACCGCGCCCUGUGCGCGUCCAUGGGGCUUGUGAGGGCGCUGCUGGCCGCUCUGAGGGUGAUUCUCCUGGGAGGGGUGGAUGCACAGGGGCUGCCGCCUGCUGCUGCUACAGCUGCCGCUCUGCUGCUGCCAGGGAGGGCAGGCACCACCAGCUUGACGAAUAACGGCAGUUCUGCUACUGGUAGUGGUAACAGCACGAGCGCCGGUGCAGAUGAGACAGCGUGUGAGGGUGAGUCAGCUGCAGUGGUACCAGCAGGGGUGCCAGCAGUGGUGCCGCUGUUUGGAGUGGCAGAUGAAGCAGUGUGGGACUGCUCGCCUCUAGUGACCGCUCUGGAGUGCCUAGCAGCACACUCUCUCAACGUUGCUGAGCUGCAGGACUGGGUCCGAUCCACCGAGGCUCUUAUCCUCCCUGCUGCCCCACCUGCUACUGCUGCUGCUGCUGAGGUUUUAGACGGCCCCAGCAGCAGCCCUUGCAGCAGCAACAGUGGCAUAGCUGGUAGUGGUCGUGCUGCCCUACUGCUGACAGCUUUGGAGCGUGCCAUGGCUGGGGAGGAGGCUCGGGGGCCCUCCCAUUCCUUCGAGCUGGAUGGCCGAACCUCCGGGCUGCUAGGUCCGGGCGACAGCAAGUGGCCCUUCAGUAACGGCUACGCUGUCGCCACGUGGCUGUACGUCGAAUCGUUUGUCGACACGUCAGCGUCGGCGAUCACCGCAGCAGCCAAAGCAGCGGCCAUUGCAGCAGCAAUCACGGCAAAGGGAGGAGGGAAAGGGUCCGCUCAGGUGACUGCUGCUCAAAUCGCUGCUGCUGUAGCAGCUGCUAACUCCAAUAUCCUCCAUUUGCCUCGCCUCUACAGCUUCUUAACCAUCGAGAACCACGGAAUAGAGGCCUAUUUUCACAAAGACACCCUCGUUGUGGAGUCUAAUUGCCCCUGGACCGGCAUCCGAAACGCGGUUCGUUUCCGGCACACAUUCCUCCCCCGCCGCUGGUAUUUCCUAGCCCUGGAACACAUCUUCAAACCGUCUCUCAUGGGUAAAGCAGAGAGUGAAAUCCGGCUGUAUGUGAACGGACGGCUGAUUGAGUCCUGCCCUCUUGAUUUGCCCCGAAUCUCCAAUCCGUUAGGGUUUCUCUGCAUAGGCACCAACCCCCCUUCCGGACUGCUCUUGAACUCCUCUCAGAAACAGACAGGACCCGCCGCCCAUCAUCACCAGCAGCAGCAGCGGCUACAGUGCCCCCUGUUCGCCGAGCUUGGCCCGGUCUACAUCUUCAAGGAGCCAAUCGGAAGCGAGAGAAUCGCCAGGCUGGCGGUGCGUGGGGGGGACCACCUGCCUGUGUUUGGGGCGGGUGCGGGGGCACCGGCUCACAUGGGGAGUGAUCUGAUGAUGAGAAAGGCCGAGGAGUCAUGCAGUCUAGAUGUGGACCUCGCACCCAGUAUCCACCUCCUGUACCACCCCAAGAUGCUUCUGGGAAGGUUCUGCCAGGACGCCUCGCCUGCCACUGCAUCUGGCGUGCAGAGGAGGCCAGCAGAGGUGGUGGGGCAGGUGCAUGUGGCAGCGAGGCGGCGAGCUGCCGAUGCUCUCUGGGCCGCAGCAGAGGGCGGGCCCCUGGCCCUGCUGCCGCUGUGCAUCGAAGCCUUAGACCUCCACUCCAUGGCACCGCAGGUUCGCUCGCCUCCUCUCUCCCUCUCCGCCUCUCAGCUUCUCCCCAACGCCCUUCGCAUCAUAGCCCGCUCCCUCCGCCGCCCGAUGAACCGGGAAGAACUCAAAGGACCCGCGCCCGCUCUCCUCUCCCACCUCCUCCACUUCGUCCUCUCCUCGCCACCCACUCUUAACGAAUCAGCUUCUAACGAAUCAGCAGCUGAAGAUACUAGUGGAUCUAUUGACAACUCCAAGGAACAUUCAAUGGAGAAGAGUCGAGAGCGAGAGCGAGAUAGAGAGCGCGAUAGGGACAAAGAGCUGGUCCACGCGUGCAUGCUCCUGGCCCACAUGCCCCGCCCUGGCGACCACCUGAAAAACCACCUGAUGGAGCACCUGCUGCUGCACCUGCCUCUCUGGGCGCCCUCCCACCUGAGCACGCAGAGGGCUCUCCUUGCAGCCGUAGGGGACGCGGUCUCUCUGGAGCUGCAGGCUCUUCAAUCAGUAGGGGCUGUAUCUGGGGCCCUGCUUGCAGCCGUAGGGGAUGCGGUCUCUCUGGAGCUGCAGGCGCUGCAGUCAGUGGGGGCUGUCUCGCUCCUUCUGGAUGGCUGCCGCCGCUGCUACUGGAUGACCUGGGAACCCUCCUCUGUGCGCCUCUGCACCGCCAGCUGGCAUCCUACCCGCCCGGCUGCACUGGUGAAGGGAGGGGCAGGAGAAGCGGGAGGGGCAGGGGGUGGGGAGUGGGGGAGGGAGGAGAUGCAGGAGGAGCGGAUGGGGAUGAUGGGGGAGGUGAACGGCAUGGUGAAUGCGGUGAUGGGGGCGCUGGAGAAGCUGGUGUGUGCUGGCGUGGGGCUGGAUGUGAUGGGCGCAGACAUGCGUGCACUUGUCUCCUUUGCCCUCCAGUGCCCUCAGCCCAACCAGCCCAACAGCAGCAGAGCAUCAGCCUUCAUGGUGCAGUUCCUCGCGUCAGGCGGAGCAGAGAUGCUUCUGGCGCUGCUGCUGCGAGAAACCCAGUAUGGGGAGACCUACCCGGUCAGUUUCCCGGCCAAAUCCGGCAGUCGGCCAAUCAGAAGGCGUCUGGUUCCGGUUCCGGGCGGCGAAGGCCUUGAAAAUGAGGCUGGGGAGGGGAUAGGGGGAGUGGAAGGGGGCAGGGAGGGGGAGUUAGGGGGGAAGGGUGAGGGUGAGGAGGAAGGUGCACGGAAGGUUCUGGUGUUUGAGGAUGGGAAGGGAGGGGCAGGUGAGGGGCAAGGGGGGGCGGAGAGCGGGAGAGAAGAUUCAAAGGAGGGAGGGGAGGUGGCAGAGAGUGGGGGGAAGGAAGGUGAGGAUAGGGGUGAAGGAGAGAGGGAAGGACAGCAGGAGAAGGGUGAGGACAGUGAAAAAGCUUGUGGGAAAGAUUCGAUUAAGGAGGGUGAAUCUGGGGAAGGUAUAUCUGAGGAGGGGGACAAGAAAGAGGAUGUUUCUGAGAAGGAGAAGAAACCGGAAUCAGCAGCAGGCAAAGAGGGCGGCAAGAGAGGCUCAAAGGCAGCAGCAGGAGUAGGAGGAGGAGCAGGGGCAGUGGGAACAGGAAGCAGGAGUGGCUCCAGUGGUCUAUCACAGGAUGCAGCAGGUGGGGAGCAGUCAGGAGCGGGCAAAGAGCAGGAGAGGGGUAUGGAAGAAGGUGAGGAGGAGGAUGGGGAGGAGGACACGAGGAGGGGAGUAGCGGAGGUGGCAGCAGUGGUGGCGAGGCUGAGGGCGAAGCAGGUGUAUGAGGACGACGCAGAGGAGAGUGCCGUGCAGGUGACAAAGGAAGGGAUGGCUGUGCUUGCUCCCUGGGUGUGUGUGUCUGUGCCCCGCUUGGCCCGCACUGGCCCUGCCUCUGGUUCUUCCCUUGUGAAAUCUGCUUCCAGUCAUGCGAGCGGCGCUGCUGCUGCUGUGGCGGCGGCGGCAGCUGCUGUUGCGAAAGUUGCAAGUUGGGAUGGGGGAGGCGGCAACAGGGGUGUUGGUGCCAGCAGCAGUGCAGGUAGCAGCGGCACAAUUGUUAGGAGUGGCAGUGGUCAUGCCUCUGCUGGGCUGCUAGCAGAUGCCGGUUUCCUGCGCCUAUCCGACCCGUCAGUUCUAGGAGUGGUGCCGACUACACAGGGGUUGGGAGCGGUGGUAACGGAGAGGGCAGGGAAGGACCGCAGCAAUGUGGGUGCGUGGGCGGUGUAUGGCGUGCAGAGAGCUCUGCAGGUGGCGCCUAAGAGGCUGUUCACGCCUGCUGUGUACCAUGCUCUCAUGACUGCUGUGCUCAGAUGCAAGGCCGUCGAUUCUCCCUCCGCCCUCCUCCCCCCGUCCACCUUCAUAGCCCCCUGGGAGCAGCAGCUGCUACUAGCUCUCCUCCGUGCGCUGCCCUCUGCCGCGCCUCACACUCAGCUCGCGGUGCUCCAGGACCUGCUGCUGCUCCUCUCCCUCAACCCUGCCAAUACCCGUCUCCUCACCCACUCCCCCGAAUGGCCCGAGUGGCUGCUCGAGAUCCUGCUCUCGAAUCUCGAGGCCUUGCCUUCAGCAGGCACCAACCAACUAACAGCAACGCAGGGGCAGUUGGGAGGGCAGGACAAGGAGAAGGAGAGCAGUGACUUGGCCUCUACUGAAGGAGAUGGUACUGGGGACUGGCGUGCAGUGCGCAGCAGCACGAGUGUGCAGGAGGAUGUGAAUGAGCUCAUCUUCAGCUUCCUGGGGAUAGUGUUUGAGCACUGCUUGACCGUCACACAGGGCUGGAAGGUGCUGGAGGCCACUUUUCACUGCUUGCAGUGGAAGGCACUCAUUGGGGGAAGCAGCGUGGGAGAGCAGCUGAAGAGCAACCAGACAGACCCUCCCACUGCAGACGCUACAGCUGCUACAGCCGAUUCGCCUGCUACAGCUGCUGUAGAUUCUGCCUCUAAUGGUUUCGGGUGGGUGGCCGAGUUCCCUCUCAUCGAUCUCAGCGCAGAAACCCUCCCUGCCACUGCUGUCACUGUCACUGUCACCACCUCCGCAGCAGCACCCACUUCCAGCCCAGUGGCAGGAGCAGCCGUGCACGAAUCAUUAUCAGCACCCGCAGCAGUGCCGGCAGCAGCAGCAGCUGGGAUGCAUUUCGAUCUGCUCACUGGCUCCUUCUCUCCCUCCAAUCCACCCCUGCACCCCACCGUCUCGCCUCCUCUAGCCCCUCUGUCAUCCCCACCAGGAUCAGCCUCCCUUAUUUCCCUAGACAGCCCCCAACAAGAGCGGCAGGAGCGGCGGCUACAGACACAUGCAUCGCCAUCAGGCCUCGGGUCAGCAAUAGAGAGGAACCGCAAGAAGCACAAGCCCAGGCGAUUUAAAGCCAUUCAGUCUGCCUUAGCUAGCUACGGGUCUAUCGUCCAAUCGCUGCCUGACAGCUGGCGCCGGAGAUCUCGGCUGUGGUUUGGAGAGGGUGUGGGGAAGGAAGGGGAGGAGGCAGUGGGGUGGGGGGGUGAGGGAGGAGGGAAGGGGGGGAAAGGAGGGGAGGCGGGUGGGAGUGAGGAGGGGAGCAGAGCAGAGGUAUCUGCUUUAGAGCAAGUGUUAUUAGAGCUUGCUGAUCCUAUAGAGGAGGAUGAGGAGGAGGACGAGGCAGGGGGAUGGGUAGACCUACGCCUAGUGCUAAAGGGUGUGACUAUACUGAAGGGUAUGCUUCUAGAGAAGGAGGGGGUGGGAGCAGCGGAGUCUGGCGUUUUGGCUGUGCUGGGAGGGGUGGGGGCAGGAAUGAGCGAGGCUCUUAAAGAGAUAUUGGAUGAUGAUCAAUCGCUUGUGACUAUAUUGAGGGUGGUGUUGGUGGCGGCUAGGGAGACGGAUGGGGGGGAGAUGGGUGGAGAGCUGAUCAGAAAAGGAGUUCGGGAGGGGGAGGAAGUUACGGAGAAGGUUCUGAGCUCCUUGCUGUGGAGAAUCCUGGCGCCGCUCCUCACCACCUCUCGCCUCGACCAGCGGCAAAACGGCGCUCUCUCCAUCGCUGCUAUUCUGCACAUAGAGAUUAUCCAUUCAAUCGACAGCGAUCGCACCAUCCUGCGCCCCACCUUCCUCGCCCUCCUCCUCCCGCCCUUCACCGCCCUCCUCCGCAAGUGGCGCCCGUCCCUCCGCUGCCUCCGCCUCCUCUCCGACCACACAGGCGCCUCCCCCUUCUCAGACCCCAACACCCCGGCUCUUGCCACCGACGCCACUCCUACAGAUGCUGCUCUUGCAUUCCUCUCUCCGGUGUGGGUCGCCGCGUUUGCCUCGCCGCCUGCUGCUGUCUGCCUGGCCGCCAGUGCUGCUGCCACAGGCCCUGCGGCUGUUCAUGGCUCGGGUAGGAGCUGGAACAGCAGCAGCAGGAGCGGCGGUGGUGGUAGCGGUGUGGGUGGUGCAUUUUUCGGUGCUGGUGCUGCUGCUGGAAGGAUGGGGCGAGAGAGGAAGCUGGGGCACAUGGAUAGGCUGUACGGGCUGACAGAUGGCAGGCCGGGAGUGGACGGAGUUCCCGAGGCCGCCACGUCAGCGAAGCGGCGGGAGAAGGGGGAUAUCCUGAGGUCUGGGCGGUGGAGCCUGUGGGACUCACUGGAAGGUGCAUGGGUAGAUGUGACUGGUCUCAAACACCCUGCCCUCAAGCUCUCUAGUCUCCUGCACUCCUCUCCUGUCAAGGGCAGCAGCGACAGCAGCAGCAGUGGCAGCAGCAAGAAGGAGUGGGAUGAGGUGGAGAUGAGGUAUAGCAUCUCCUUGGGACCCAGAGUGGGUGGGCUGCAGCUCUACCUCUCCUCUCUGCUCGACCUCCUCGACUCACAGGUCGGUCAGCCUCCCCCAGCUGUCACCUCCACAAGCUGUCACCUCCCCCAGCUGUCACGUCCCCCAGCUGUCACCUCCCCUCCCUCCCCUACCUGUCCAACCCUGCAAGAAGCGAAGCUCCACUCACCCAUUGUGAAGGCUCGGGCGGCAGGGGCGCGCAUGUGGCGCUCUCUCAUUCGCCAGCUGCUCAAGUCCGGGCGGCUGUGUGGCGCUCGGGCAAGCCAUGAAGAAUUUUCGCUAUCACAAGCCGUGUGGCAGUUGGAUCGCAUGGAAACCUCUCUGCGCAUGCGCCGGCGUGUCAAGCCGUGCUUCUCCUCCACAACUGCUACUGCCACGCUCCGUGCUUCUGGUCCCCACGGGGCCAUAAAGGGUGGUGCUGCAGCAGCAGAAGAUGCCAUUGCAGAUGCCAGUACUGAUGCUGCAGCUGAUUCUACAGCAGGAGCCACAGUAGAAGACACAAGAACGAGUGCUGCAGCAGUGGAGGAGGCGGUGCAACGGCUUGGGGGAGCUCUGCCCGCACCGCUAGGGGGGUUCAUGAGGGGAGGUGUGGGGAAGGGGGGAGAGGAGGGGGGAGCGGAGGGGGAAGGGGAGAAAGAGCAGGAAAAGGGAGAGGAGGAGGAAGGAGGGAAGGGAGGAAGAGAGGGAAAAGCAGAGGGGGUUGGGAAGGAGGAGGGAGGCGAGGAGGGAGGAGUGGGGGGAGACGGAGCUACAUCAGGGGCUGCUGCUGAGGAAGAAGGGCUGGGGAGUGCAGUAGCAGAGGAGACUGUAAAGAGGAAAGAGGUGGGAGAUGGUGUUGUGGGUGGUGUGGAAGGGGGUGCGAGUGGAGGGAAGAAGCAUAAGGCAAGUGGAUCGUCUAGAGGUAGGGAGAAGAGGGCGAAACCGGGCGGCGUGGAGUGGACGCUAGUGGCGGAUGUGGACGGCGAAGAGGUGCUGGCUGACGUGGCAGCAAUGAUGGUGCAGCCGCUGCGAACAGUGAAGGGGCGGCUGGUGGUUACCACCACUCGCCUCUGGUUCCACGUGGAUUCAUCUGUGCCGUUCCGAGAGAGAGGGUGCGGAGGACAGGGAGAGAAAGGGGAGAAGAGUGAGAAGGGAGAGAAGAGUGAGGUGGGUGGAGGAAAGGAGGACGGUGGACAGGAUGAAGCAGAAAGCACUCGGAAGGUUUCGGUUUCGAGUAGCAGCGGUGGCAACGAGGGGAAGGUGGGCAGCAGCGGAGGCACGAUGAGAGGAGAUGAGGCUGUGUGUGCGAGCAUGGGCGAUCGCGUGUGGCGGCUCUCAUCUGUCCGCGAAGUGCUUACUCGACGCUAUCUGCUGCGUCGUUCUGCGCUGGAGAUAUUCAUGAUCGACCGGUCCAACUUCUUCGUUGCCUUUGAGGGGGCGGAGGAGCGUAAGAGAGUGCACCGCGCCAUCGAGAGGGCGCACCCGCCGCACUUCCAGCACCUCUUUUCGGCAUCGCAGCGACCGGAGACCAUUCUGGAGAAGCUUCAGCUCACCAAGAAAUGGGUGAACAGAGAGAUCACCAACUUUGAGUACCUCAUGCAUCUCAACACUCUCGCCGGGCGAUCUUUCAACGAUGUCACUCAGUACCCCGUCUUCCCGUGGGUAAUUCAGGAUUAUACCUCCAAGGAGCUCGAUCUCACCAAGACAGCCACAUUCCGCGACCUCUCAAAGCCCAUGGGAGCGUUGACUCAGCCUCGCCUGGCAAAGAUAACCCAGCGCUACGAGACGUUUGACGAUCCGGUCAUCCCCAAGUUCCACCACGGCACGCACUACUCCAGCGCUGCAAUAGCCUCCCACUAUCUAGUGCGUCUGGAGCCCUUCACCUCCCUCGCUGUAUCUCUCCAAGGCGGCAGACUGGACCAUCCUGACCGGCUCUUCAGGGAUGUGGCGAGCACGUGGAGGGGGGUAACCACCGACAUGGCUGAUGUGAAGGAGCUGAUCCCCGAGUGGUUCUGCCUUCCAGAGAUGUUUCAGAACGUCAACGGCAUUCCUUUAGGCUCAACACAGAAAGGGGAGGAGAUAGGGGAUGUGGUGCUGCCGCCCUGGGCGGGCAGUGCAGUUGACUUUGUGCACAAGCAGCGGGCGGCACUGGAGAGCGAAUACGUCAGCAGCAACCUGCACCAUUGGAUCGACCUCAUCUUCGGGUACAAGCAGACAGGCUCAGAGGCAGUGAAGGCGCACAACGUGUUCUUCUAUGUGACCUACGAGGGGGCAGUUGACAUCGACUCGGUUCACGACCCUGUCACUCGGCGGGGCCUGCAGGAUCAGAUCAAGUACUUUGGCCAGACGCCCUCACACCUCUUCACCGCUCCUCACCCCAAGCGCAUCCCUCUCGACCGAGCCCUGCACCUGCAUACCAUAUUCCGCAAGCCCAACGAGAUUCUUCCCUACGUGCUCCCGCGCCCCGAGACUCUCAACGUGCCGGCCGCCCGGCUGCACGCCACGUCAGAUGCAAUCAUAACCGUCGAUCACAACGUGCCAGCCUGUCACAUUGCCGUCCACCAGUGGCAGCCCAACACGCCGGACGGCCACGGUUGGCCUUUUCUGUUCCAGCCCGGGCGGGCGUCGCUUUCGGGCGGCGCACUGCUUCGCAUGCUGAAAAGCUCAGCUCCGGGGUUCGGUGCGGGCGGCAUAGUGGCCGGACUAGGUAUGGGAAUCGGGGGAAGCGGCUUCGGAGGUUCGGUUGGGACAGGCGGAGGGUUGGGGGGAGCUGGUUCGAGAGGGGGGGGAGUGGGAGGAGGAGCAGCAGGGGGAGCAGGAGGGGGAGGAGGAGGAGGAGGUAUGGUUUCGGAGACGUCGAUUUACCCGCGGCUGCUCGCUCUCCCUGCGAGGGGCAUCCGCCGCCCAAAGGAGCUCGUGGCAAUCACGCCGGAUGGCAAGAAUCUGAUCACGGGCGGCCAUGCGGACUGUUCUGUGAAGCUGAUCUCAGUCGAUAGCACCCGUGUGGUUGAAUCAGCAGUGGUGCACACUGCUCCUGUGACCUCCCUGAGCCUGUCCCCUGAAGGGGCAACGCUGGUUACAGGGGCAGCAGAUGGGACGGUGAUGCUGUGGCAUGUGAACACCUCGGCUUCACUCGCUGCUGCUGCUUCUAGCCUCGCUGCGAGCAUGCUGGGGACGCCAGACAGCAGUGCUGCUUCUCGAGUGCUCUCUGGAGGGCCGCAUGAUCCCGGCCUUGUGUCGUCGCCUGAAGCAGCGAGUAGGAGGGAGGUAGACGAGGAGGAAGAGGAAGAGGAGAGGGAGAAGGAGGAGCGGAGGAGGCGAGGUAGCGGCAGCAGCGAUUCUGCUGCUGCGUCUAGUCUUGCUGGUAGGAUGCUUUCUGGUCUUGCUGCUUCUAGUCUCGCUGCUGGCCGGGCAUCCAUAGAGCAGGUCAAGAAAAAGCUGAGGCGACUAGAGGGUCCCGUGCAUGUGCUGAGAGGGCAUACAGAUGAGGUGGUGUGCUGUGCCGUUUCCUCAGACCUAGAUAUUGCCGCCUCGUCUUCGCUCUCGUCGGGUGUUCUUCUGCACUCAAUUAUGCGCGGAAAGUUUCUCCGCGCACUGCCCGGGGUCGGCCGGGCAGACGUGCUCGCGAUUUCCCCCGAGGGGCUGGUGGUGGUGUGGGAAUUAGCUAAGCGCGCGCUAAGAGUUUUCACGAUUAAUGCUGAGCCGGUGGCAGCUGUGGGGGUCCCGGAAGAGGAUGGGGAUGUAAGUGCGGUGCAGAUCUCUGCGGAUGGGUUGUAUGUGGUGGUGGGGACGGAUUGCACUAGGGAGGCGUUUGAGGAGGAGGGUUUACCAAACUGGAGGGAUUCCGAUGAAGGAGGGUCCAAGCGGGAGAGAGGUUCGGCCAUUUCGCUGCUCGAGAUCUUCACUCUCAAGGCUCUGUAUCGCUUCAAGCUGCCUGAGAGCAGCGACGUCACAGCCCUGGCCCUGUCAGCAGACAACACCAACCUCAUCUGCUCUGCUUCUGUCGUUCUCUCCCCCGGCCACCUAAUCCUCUACAGUAACCCAAUCCUAAGUGUGAAGUUGGUGGAUCAGAUGCUGAGGCUGGGAUGGGAGGGAGGGGGGCUGCAAUCAGUGAUGCAGCAGCCAGAACGAGCGUCUGCUUCCCCUCCGCCCCCCACCAAAACAUCCUCCCCCGCCUCUCAAAGUGCAUCAACUUCGUCCUCGGCACGAGUGUCUGGUCUAUAUUUGUGA